GACAUUUGUCAAACUUUUAUAAUCGAUCGAGUGUUAUUAUUUCAUUACUCAUCAUUUAUUUAGAUUAAAACAAAGGAAACCAUGCAUGAGUGUACGACGUAAUUCAAUGAACAACGCACUACGAGAUAAUACAAUGAUAUUCAUCAUAUAAAUCCCUUUCAAUUCCAUCGUUUAUUAUAAUGUGGUGAAGAUUAUAACAAUAGUUUAUUAUUGGAAAUUACGUGUGCACACACCAUGGCCGCAGCCCUCGCAAACGAUUCCCCCAGAUAUCGCAACAGCUUAAUCUGUUGCAGCCCCAGAAGUGUAGAUGUUACGUCUAGAUCGUCAUCAUCGACCUCCGGAUGUGUCUCCGCUGACGAAAGCUGUGACUCGAACUACAUUCCCAAAUCAAUAGCAAAUAAGAAACUAAAAAUCCACAGCUCAGCAACUAAGGAAGAAGUGGAAAAAGCAAUAAACCAAUGCAAGGAAUUAGUUUUAAAUAGCCCUCAGUGUUCUGAUGAGCGUAAAUGGUUAGUGCGUUAUUUAGUUGAACUACGUUUAAGAUUAGAAGAUCUCAAAGACAACGAUGGCCAAUUGAGGCCAAGAGUUGCCAUAAAAGGCCACCACUUUGAACAACAAAUUAAUACGAGCAACAGAAAGCAAUACUGUGAUCACUGCAGCGGAGUCAUAUGGAGUAUUGUACAAAGUUCAUAUAUAUGUACUGACUGUGGGUAUGUUUGUCACUAUAAGUGUGUAGAUGACAUAUGCAGAGUGUGCGCGCAUGUUGUAAUGACUGAAAGAGGACAAUUUGAAAUGAGCAUAUGUCCCGAAAAAGGUUUAGCAUUGCAGGACUACAAAUGUGCGGAAUGUAGCACUGCCCUAACAUUCAAAGACACUUGGAACGAGCCGCGCCUAUGCGAUUACACUGGAAUGUAUUUCUGUGCAACAUGCCAUUGGAAUGAUUUAUCUGCGAUUCCUGCUAGAGUUGUACAUAAUUGGGAUUGGGAUAAGCGAUACAUAUCACGACUGGCAUACCAAAUGCUGAACUUAUCCUGGUCCCGACCUUACAUUGAUGUUGAAAAUAUCAACUCUAGACUAUUCAACUUCAUAGCUGAAUUGGAAUGGGUCCAUAAAAUGCGUAAGGAUCUUGAGUGGAUGAGAAGAUACUUAUGUGCAUGUGCCGAGGGAUCCACUCUCUUGUCUCCAUUAUUUGUACAACUCGGCGACGUAAAUAAGAAGUACAGCAUGGCUCAUUUACAAGCAAUAAAUGAUGGUAGUCUUGAAACUCAGUUAACAGAACUCACUGAAAUUUGCCGAGCUCAUAUAACAAACUGUCCGUUAUGCUCAGGAAAGGGAUACCUUUGUGAAGUCUGUGGCAAUAAUGAAAUCUUAUAUCCAUUUGACAGUGGAGCGAUAUUAUGUGAUAAAUGUAACUCCAUGUUUCAUAGAAGCUGUUGGUUAAGGAAAGGACAAGCUUGCUUAAAAUGUGUGCGCUUGGACAACAGAAAAAAAGACACAGUGCAGUCACCCGACGAAGUUGACAUAAAUUUGGAAUAUGACAUUGACAAAUUUGUUGAGUAGAUUAUGAUUUGUUUGUUUAUGAUUUUGUAUAUUUUCAUAAUAAAUAUUUCUAACAAAUAGUUUACAUUGUAAAUAAAUACUUUAAUUGAUUAUGUACCAACUUUGUUGGCAAUAAUAUGUUUAUAAGUUUAAUUUAGCUUUACAAUUUGUAUGAAUUAACCUUUGAUGAUUAUGAGAAAUGUCAAUCUUUGAAAAAAAAAUGCCUUGGUGCUGUUCAAUAAUUAAAAAAAAAUAAGCUUUAAUGCAAGUGCUAGUAAAAUUGCUCCAAUAUUAUAUAUAAAAUAAUGUUGUGUUAAUUUGGCUGGGUUAAAAAUAAAGUUGAAUAUUUGAUUA
This is a messenger RNA of Nymphalis io (European peacock), 1893 nucleotides long. RefSeq names its product differentially expressed in FDCP 8 homolog (gene DEF8). Bases 235 to 1560 code for a protein of 441 amino acids. Lineage: Eukaryota; Metazoa; Arthropoda; Insecta; Lepidoptera; Nymphalidae. The record is from RefSeq and is a predicted model, not a curated record. The transcript has a single exon.